AUGGAACUUCUUUCAUACACGAGCAACAACCUAGCCGAUUAUAGCGGGAGAGUUCGAGAAUUGCUGUUUCCAGCGGCCUUAAAAGUCUUUCCAGAGGCUGAGAAUUUUCUUUUAAUGUUACCGGAACUGAAUCAAAAUCAAAUUCAAGGUGGAGAAUACUAUCCGCUGGAAGUUGAGAGCUUCUCGACGCCUAACAGGUCCAUUACGAACCAGGAGUUUGAACACCUGACAACUACAGCGCUUGCUCAUUCACACCCCAUUCCGAUUGGGACAAAGCAAGAAUUCAGUGGAUUAAGUGAUAUUGAUCAGUCUGAAAGUAUUCAUUGUCAUACAAUGUCGAAUGAUGUUCUGACCGCUAGUUUUCUGCCAUUACAAGAAAUAAGUCAUCAAAGUUCUACUGUACCAUCACCUUUACAGUUGAAGAAAGGACUGUACCAGUAUAAUUUGGAACCAAGAUUGCAGGAUGUUGUUCAGAAGGAUCCAGCCCAUAAUGUUUCGGAAUUACUGUUUCAACCAACUGGUUAUUCUCAGUCGUUGCAACGUUCUCAACAAUCAUCAGACGAUUCUCAUCUUGAAAUGCCUUCCAUUUAUCAGUACGAGAGUCUGUAUGGUGUUCAGCAAUAUCCUGACGUGACCACGAUGGUUAACUCAAAUUCGAACAUAGUGGCUCCCAUGGUAGAAACAACUUUCAUCGACCAUAAAGUUUGCAGUAUUUGCGGGCGACGCAUCACUAGAGACAUGACCAGACACAUGAGGACUCACCAGCUUGUCAAGCGCUUUGUCUGCAAGUUUCCUAAAGAUUCUUGUCGGCAUAGGUCAGGCCAAUUCAAUCGCCGGUAUGAUUUUAAGAAGCACCUAUUAAAUAAUCAUUUCGUUUUCGAUGACCAGAAGGUGAAGAAAGUGCAUAAUUUGAAGGGGAAGCUUAACGAUUGGGGGACCUGUCACUGCGGGCAACGUUUUGUUUCUUCAGAUUGGCUUGAUAACCACAUAUUAACUAAAGACCCUACCCUCAAGUGUCCGAUAAUGUAUGAAUAG
Molecule: messenger RNA, 1035 nt
Organism: Clavispora lusitaniae ATCC 42720
Lineage: Eukaryota; Fungi; Ascomycota; Pichiomycetes; Serinales; Metschnikowiaceae
Source: RefSeq, a predicted model, not a curated record